AGAGGGAGAGGCUGUCCCUCCUAUAGGCUGGAAGAACGCUCAACUGGCCCAGCAGUUAGAGGAGAGGGAGAGGCUGUCCCUCCUAUAGGCUGGAAGAACGCUCAACUGGCCCAGCAGUUAGAGGAGAGGGAGAGGAGGAUGAAGAGCCACCUGGACAUCGCUUCUAAAGGUCCACUGAGGCAGACCUUCACCCACAACCCUCUACAGCAGUCAACACCUUCCAUUACAGCAACAACAACAGCAACCGAGGCAGCCAAAGCAAAACAAACGGCCCCGGCAACCGGUGGUAAGAAGAGAGAGACCAUGGGAGGAGACUAUUGAAGAAGAGUGACAGACAGUUUGAAAGCCCAAUGAAUCAUGUGUACAUAUUCAUUGAGGGGGAUUGGUAGAGGACGUGCGCACGGAGGGUUUAUCGUUUAUAAAUGUAAUAUUAUAAAUAAAGAGCUAACUUCUGUUG
Messenger RNA from Salvelinus namaycush (lake trout), 457 nucleotides. Its product is annotated as mitochondrial inner membrane protein OXA1L-like. The record is from RefSeq and is a predicted model, not a curated record. The annotation marks the transcript as partial. NCBI's taxonomy places the organism in Eukaryota, Metazoa, Chordata, Actinopteri, Salmoniformes, Salmonidae. The transcript has 2 exons.